UCCGGGCUGAUAACAAGGGCCGUUGAUGGCCGCAGAUUUUCACUAAAAUAUAUUAGUUUAAUGAAUACAUUGGCACCAUAGCCUUGAUGUUUUGGGAGUGAUAUGAUGACAAAGCCAGCAAAUGAGUUUGGUGUAUUGACGAAAUUCUUCCAAGAGACGCGGGAAUAGCGGAUGAUAAAGAGGUGAGCUGACUCUUCAACCGAGCUGUGUCUGUCAGUCCAUCCAUCAAGCGGAUCUACCUGAGGAACCACCUGUGAAUGAGAAGGAACACAACCAGGUUUCGAAGGAAGUGUUGGGGUGUAUCCCUCACCCUUCUGCCCCACCCACCUCAACUCAGACUCCACCCUGUGACCCUUGACCCCUGACAUCCAAGAUGAAACUAAAAGAGGACAUGAACCCGCUGCUGCUGCAGGUCUUCCGCUCGGUUGUCUGGGUCUACUCUGUCAUCACCUUCCUGCCCUGGUACCUGCUCUCGGGCGCUGGAGCCAACCUAGACCGGGCACGGCGGGUCAAGGCACGGUCAGUGAGCGGUCGUCCGGCGGGCCCUUACCGGGCGACCAACCGUGAGGAUGGAAGCCAGCUGAAGCUGGUGUCUUCCUUGCACCCAGGAGUGGACACCCUGGACAAGGUGAUGGAGCACGGGGCGGCCAGGUUCCCAGAGAGGAACUGCCUGGGCACGAGAGAGGUGCUGAGCGAGGAGGACGAGCUCCAACCCAACGGGAAGGUCUUCAAGAAGGUGAUCCUGGGGGAGUAUCAGUGGAUGUCGUACGAGGAGACCUACCAGUCAGCAGUGUGUUUUGGCAGUGGGCUGGCAGCGCUGGGCCAGAGGCCUCAGUGUAACAUUGCCAUCUUCUGUGAGACCAGGGCUGAGUGGAUGAUAGCAGCACAGGCCUGCUUCAUAUACAACUUCCCAUUGGUGACGUUGUACUCUACUCUGGGCGGAGCGGCCAUUGCCCACGGUCUGAACGAGACUGAGAUCACCCACAUCAUCACCAGCAAAGACCUGCUACACAGCCGUCUCAAGGCCAUUCUGUUGGAGGUGCCUCGGCUGCAGCACAUCAUCGUGGUGGACAGUAAGCCAACCAGUUGGCCCGGCUUCCCCCGUGGCAUCAUGGUCCACAACAUGGACGCCGUGCAGGAGCUGGGCUCCAGACCUGACAACAUGGCGGUGGUGCGCCGGCAGCCCCUGCCCUCUGACAUCGCUGUCAUCAUGUACACCAGCGGCUCCACGGGCAUCCCCAAGGGCGUCAUGAUCUCCCAUAGCAACAUCAUCGCGGGCGUCACAGGCAUGGCAGAGCGCAUCCCAGACCUGGAUGAGACAGACACCUACAUUGGGUACCUACCACUGGCCCAUGUUCUGGAGCUGAGUGCAGAGAUGGUGUGUAUCGCUCACGGCUGCUGCAUCGGAUACUCCUCCCCACUGACGCUAGCAGACCAGUCGACUAAGAUUAAGAAGGGCAGUAAAGGAGACACCAGUGUUCUAAAACCUACACUCAUGGCUGCUGUACCGGAGAUCAUGGAUCGUAUCUAUAAGAAUGUGAUGACCAAGGUGGAGGAGAUGAGCAGUGUGCAGAGAACCCUGUUUGUGUUGGCCUACAACUAUAAGAUGGAACAGAUCACCAAGGGCUACAGCACCCCGCUCUGUGACAGUCUGGUGUUUAGGAAGGUGCGCUCGUUGUUGGGGGGUCACAUGCGGGUGCUGUUGUCAGGCGGAGCGCCCCUAUCCGCUGCCACCCAGCGCUUCAUGAACAUCUGCCUCUGCUGUCCCGUGGGCCAAGGCUACGGCCUCACCGAGACCUGUGGCGCUGGCACCAUCAGCGAGAUGUGGGACUACAGCACAGGCCGGGUCGGAGCUCCUCUGGUCUGCUCCGAGAUCACCCUCAAGGACUGGGAGGAGGGCGGUUACUACAGCACAGACAAGCCACACCCAAGAGGGGAGAUUGUAAUCGGCGGGCCCAACGUGACUAUGGGUUACUACAAGAACGAGGUGAAGAACCGUGAGGACUUCUUUGUGGACAGCAACGGCCAGCGCUGGUUCUGUACGGGAGACAUCGGGGAGUUUCACCCAGAUGGGUGCCUCAAGAUUAUCGACCGUAAGAAGGACCUGGUGAAGCUCCAGGCUGGGGAGUAUGUGUCUCUGGGGAAGGUGGAGGCCAUGCUGAAGAACUGCCCUUUCGUAGACAACAUCUGCGCCUACGCAAACAGUGACCAGUCGUACGUGAUUGGCUUUGUGGUGCCCAAUCAGAAGCAGUUGAUGGUGCUGGCGGAGCAGAGAGGGUUACGGGGCAGCUGGGAGGAGAUCUGUAACAACCCCGACAUGGAGAGAGACGUCCUCCGCAUCAUCACAGAGGCCGCUCUGUCAGCCAAACUGGAGCGCUUUGAGAUCCCUAAGAAGAUCCGUCUGAGUGCAGAGCCCUGGACCCCAGAGACUGGCCUGGUGACAGACGCAUUCAAACUCAAACGCAAGGCACUCAAAUCACACUAUCAGGACGACAUCGAGAGAAUGUACGGCGGCAAGUAACACACACACACAGACAGACAUACGCAAGGAAUCUAACAAACACUAUGUAGAUGACAUGAAAACUGGAGAGAAUGUACAGCGGCAAGUUACACACAAACAAACACAGACAUAGACCCAUCCCCCCAAUCUAGAC
Molecule: messenger RNA, 2654 nt
Organism: Coregonus clupeaformis (lake whitefish)
Lineage: Eukaryota; Metazoa; Chordata; Actinopteri; Salmoniformes; Salmonidae
Product: long-chain-fatty-acid--CoA ligase 3-like
Exons: 15
Coding region: 374-2521 (715 amino acids)
Biological process (GO): long-chain fatty acid metabolic process; neuron differentiation; long-chain fatty-acyl-CoA metabolic process
Cellular component (GO): lipid droplet; plasma membrane; endoplasmic reticulum
Molecular function (GO): long-chain fatty acid-CoA ligase activity
Source: RefSeq, a predicted model, not a curated record